Messenger RNA from Momordica charantia (bitter melon), 593 nucleotides. NCBI's taxonomy places the organism in Eukaryota, Viridiplantae, Streptophyta, Magnoliopsida, Cucurbitales, Cucurbitaceae. The record is from RefSeq and is a predicted model, not a curated record.
UCUAGGGUUAGGGUAUUCAUCCCAUCUCUCUCAAUCUCGCCGUCUCGAUUCGUUGUUCGCCGCCGUUCAUUGACUAGAGUAGUAAACCUUGGAGAGAUCAUUAACGAAAGGCACAAAACAAGAUGCAGAUCUUCGUGAAAACCCUUACUGGGAAGACGAUUACGUUGGAAGUUGAGUCCAGCGACACCAUCGACAAUGUCAAAGCUAAAAUCCAGGACAAGGAAGGCUCCGUGGUGGUAUUAUUGAGCCAUCUCUAAUGGCAUUGGCUAGGAAGUACAAUCAAGACAAGAUGAUCUGCCGCAAGUGCUAUGCCCGCUUGCACCCACGUGCUGUCAACUGCAGGAAAAAGAAGUGUGGACAUAGCAACCAGUUGAGGCCAAAGAAGAAGAUCAAGUAGACGGUUGAUUUUGAGAGAGGAAAACUAUGCAGAAGUUUUAUGUUUUUUACUUUCUUGGGCACUUGUGCUUACAACUAUUUGCUUUAUACUCUUUAGGAGUUUGAAUUGUUACGAUUUUGCUUUAACAUUCUCAAGUAAUGGCAUAUUUUGUUCUUGACUUUUGAGUACUAAAUCUUCAGACUGUCUUAUUUUCCCA